ACAGGUUCGGUCAAAGGUACUUUCAAAGGUCACGCAGGACCCGUUACUUCAAUCGCGAUAUAUGAUAUGGUCACGCCUCAAGGAUCACGAAAGCUUUUGAUUACCGGUUCUUGGGAUAAGACAGUGAAGGUUUGGGAUGUAGAAACUCAAAUCCAAUUUUCGUCAUCCGCUGCUCAUCAAGAUUUUGUUAAAUCUGUGGAGAUGAUCAAAGGUCUUGGACUAUUUGCAUCUGGAUCAACCGACCGAGACAUUCUGCUAUGGGAUAUCAAGACA
This is a messenger RNA of Melampsora larici-populina 98AG31, 273 nucleotides long. RefSeq lists its product as uncharacterized. NCBI's taxonomy places the organism in Eukaryota, Fungi, Basidiomycota, Pucciniomycetes, Pucciniales, Melampsoraceae. Gene Ontology annotation, biological process: negative regulation of transcription by RNA polymerase II. Gene Ontology annotation, molecular function: protein binding. The annotation marks the transcript as partial. The transcript has 2 exons. The record is from RefSeq and is a predicted model, not a curated record. Gene Ontology annotation, cellular component: nucleus; transcription repressor complex.